Molecule: messenger RNA, 315 nt
Organism: Funneliformis caledonium
Lineage: Eukaryota; Fungi; Glomeromycota; Glomeromycetes; Glomerales; Glomeraceae
Source: the annotation of a GenBank genome assembly
CAUUUAGUCAUCCCAAAAAUGUAGAAGAAGCUAUUGAUGCAGCUAAACAAGUUGAGAAACAGUUAUCCUUAAACUAUGCAACUCUCUCCAAUGUGUUAUCUGCACAACUUGAAGGAAAACCUGAAAGAAAAAAGCCAAAAGAUGAUAGAAAUCUUACAAAAGUCUGGGAUACAAAGGCUUGGGAUAAAAAGGAUGUUAUUUAUUAUCAUUGCCAAGAAAAAGGACAUUAUUCAAAAGAAUGCAUGUCUGAAAAACCAGUAUAUCAAAGGAAACCUGAUAAAAGAGAAGCCAGUUAUGUUGGAGUUUUUACAGAAA